UUAAAAUUGAGUGGGUAAACUUUGAAAGCUUCGGCUAUGGCUACAAUUGCUUUUGAGAAAUGUCACCUGCAACCAACAAGAAUAGGUAAAGUAAAUUCUGUAAAGUCAAACACUUAGAAAUAUUGUAGAGCGCAUCAAAUCCGCUACCUGCCUGUAAUUAAUUUAAAGAAAAAUAUAAAGAAAGCCCAAACGCAAGGGCUGAGGCGCAUAAUCUUGUAAAGCGCCGCCUCCAGUCUCGAUGACGAGACAAUUAAAAAUUGUUUUAUUCAAAUUUAGCUGCGGUUCGCCCAUAAAACUUCUGCACUUUAAAAUUCCCCAGAGAACGAAGUAUAAAGGGAAUAUGAGACAGGUUUUACCAGGGAAGAGAAAAGAUUGCAGAAUGAAAAGAAGGUCAAGAAAUUCAAGCAGCGUUGUUUCAGGGGAAUAACAGUUUUAAGUUCUACAAAUGGAUAUCUUUCUGAUUCAUGGAUCAGAUACUCUUUGAAGAGGAUGUUUUUUCACAUGGAUGAAACCAUUAUUUGAGCUUGGGUUAUUAUUCAUCAGCUGUUUUCACACCAUAGUUACAAUUAUAUCUCAAGUAUUUCAAAAUGGGGAGUAUAUCUCAACGUGUGGUUGGUCAAAAGGAAAAGACUGUAAGUUUUUAUGUUGAUUCAGAGUCCAAGGAACCUUUUGGAUCAGGGAGGGGCAAAUUUAAUAAAUAUGGCUUAAGACAUAGAAACUCAGACAGGAUAUCAAGCUCUAUGUCAUGGUCUGUAAGAAGAGUAAUGGAGAAAAGAUCACAAGAAGUGAAGAAUAUUGGUCAUUCAUUGCGAAUUGGAGUUUCCAGAGUAGUCUUUCCAGAGGAUCUUAAGCUGUCUGAGAAGAGGUUAUUUGAUCCACAAGAUAAGGUUCUUCAGAGGUGGAACAAAUUUUUUAUUAUAUCGUGCAUAGUUGCAGUAUUUGUUGAUCCCCUGUUCUUUUAUCUGCCACUUGUGGAUAAUGAAUUAAACUGCCUUGAUAUAGAUAAGAAUUUGGCAUUGGUUGUUACUAUUCUGCGGUCUCUGAUAGAUAUCUUUUAUAUAAUACACAUGGCCCUCCAGUUCCGAACAGCUUUCACAUCCCCUUCAUCUAUGGUAUUUGGGAGAGGAGAGCUUGUGAUGGAUCCAAUACAAAUUGCAAAAAAAUACUUGUCAACAUACUUCAUUAUUGACUUUCUUGCUGUGUUGCCUCUUCCUCAGGUCAUUAUCUGGAUAUUUGUUCCAAAAUUGACAGGUUCAAAUGCAUUGUAUACAAAGAAUGCUUUACGAUUUAUCAUCUUUCUUCAGUAUUUGCCAAGAUUCUUCCGUAUGUUUCCACUUAAUGCAGAGGUUGUAAGGACCAGUGGACGAUUCAAUCAAACAGCCUGGGCAGGGGCUGUUUACAAUUUACUUCUGUUUGUUCUUGCAAGUCAUGUGGUCGGAGCUUGCUGGUAUUUAUUUGCACUGGAUCGGAUGGUUACGUGUUGGAAAGAAGCAUGCGAACCUGAUAAUAGUUGUAUUCUGGACUAUGUCUACUGUGGAAAUAAAUAUGAUGAUGGUUUCAACAUUUGGCGUGAGACUGGCCUGCAAGAGCUCAGUUCUAAUUGUACUGUGAAUAGUGAUGGUACAUCAUCAUUUAAUUAUGGAAUAUACAAUUUUGGUCUUCGUUUAGGGGUUGUUGCAUCAAGGAAGUUUGUACAGAAAUAUUUCUUCUGCUUAUUCUGGGGCCUCCAACAACUAAGCACACUUUGCCAGGGUUUGUCACCCACCCAGUAUUUUGGAGAAGAAAUUUUCUCAAUAUCCAUUAUAGUUCUUGGGUUAAUAUUAAUGGCACUUCUUAUCGGCAACAUGCAGACCUAUUUGCAAUCUUUGACAAUCAGGCUGGAAGAAAUGAGAUUAAAGAGGACUGAUACAGAACAAUGGAUGCACCGUCGGUCUCUCCCUGAAGAUCUUAGGCAGCGUGUUCGUCUACAUGGCCAGCACAAAUGGAUUGAAACCAGAGGAGUUGAUGAAGAGCAUUUAAUUCAGAACCUUCCAAAAGAUCUCAGGCGUGACAUCAAGCGGCAUCUGUGUUUAGAUUUGGUCAAACAGGUACAUUUGUUUAAGAAUAUGGAUGAUUGUUUAUUGGAUGCAAUUUGUGAGCGUCUUAAAACAUCCCUUUAUACUGAAGAUGCAUGCAUUGUAAGAGAAGGAGAAUACAUAGAUGAGAUGCUUUUUAUCAUUCAAGGCCAAAUAGAAAGUGUGACAACAAAUGGAGGAAGAAUUGGAUUUUUCAAUCAUGUUGUUCUGAAACAAGGAGAUUUCUGUGGGGAGGAACUACUGACAUGGGCUUUAGAUCCAAAGUCUGGUGCAAGCCUUCCAUCAUCAACGAGAACAGUGAAAGCUUUGUCAGAGGUAGAGGUAUUCUCCUUAAGAGCAGAAGAUUUAAAAUUUGUUGCAACCCAGUUCCGGCGCCUGCACAGCAAACAGGUUCAACAUACCUUUCGCUUCCACUCCCAACAUUGGAGAACAUGGGCUGCUUGUUUCAUUCAAGCAACCUGGCGCAGUCACUGCAGAAGGAAGCAUGCUGAAUAUCUUCUCAGCAAACAGUACAAAUUGCCAAGUGCUAUGGUAGUGGACAAUUCUACUGUUUCCCCCAACUUUAAAGCAGCUUUUUAUGCAUCCUACUUUGCCACAGAUGCUCUUCAUGGCAUGCACAGAAAUCGUAACAUGAAGUUAUCAGAACAACCAACACAACUAGUUGAACUACAAAAACCCCCAGAGCCUGAUUUCAGUGCUGAAGAUUAUGAAUAAGUUUUAUAUUAAUAUUUUGCAUUGUACAGGAAUUUUCCUUGCGUGCAACCAUAAAACAUGUCUUCGCUAGUUGUUGGUGAACAUUUGGAAAGAAUGAAGAUCUCUUUCAUAUCUGGAUUGAAGAAAAUUGUUUUAAUUGUUUACCAAUUUUAAGUUGAUAAUCUAUCCAGCAUGAAAGUCGGCAUGCUUCUAUUGUUAUGGUCAAGAUUAUAAGAUUCAUUCUAUACAUAUUACUUUUCAAUUCUGGCAAAUUUGGCUCGUAUUGUACACUUUUGCUGGUGUGAAAAACAGGCUGUAUCAAAUCUCGAGGGUUUUUAGCUUUGCAUGAUUGAUUUUGUUGACAUCAAAUUAUAUUAUUUUACACUGCAGAUUUUGUGUUGUGAA
Cryptomeria japonica (Japanese cedar) is the source of this 3173-nucleotide messenger RNA. Its product is annotated as probable cyclic nucleotide-gated ion channel 5. The record is from RefSeq and is a predicted model, not a curated record. Gene Ontology annotation, cellular component: membrane. Gene Ontology annotation, molecular function: voltage-gated potassium channel activity; protein binding. Gene Ontology annotation, biological process: transmembrane transport; potassium ion transport. The transcript has 8 exons. Lineage: Eukaryota; Viridiplantae; Streptophyta; Pinopsida; Cupressales; Cupressaceae. The coding region runs from base 588 to 2789 and encodes 733 amino acids.